GGCGAGGAAACACUAAAAGACCAGAAUGCUCAUACGCCACGUCACCAUUGUGCUUGUCCUGGCCUUUCUUUCCGAGAACGUGCCUGCCGCAGAUGGUCAAGAAAAUGACCAGAAGACCGUACUCGCUGCUGAUCCAUUUCAGUCCGAGUCAGGGAUUCACCCACCAGCCCAGCCCCACCACCUGGUGUUCCAAGAACGUUCUGGACGCAACAGGCGUUUCCUGGACUUUCUGUUCGGCCGAAGGCGACGCACCGAGGCCACAAGCACAGAGAGCGAGCCGUGUACCCAGAACGGCGUGGAUGGUUGUAGCGUACCGCUCGUGAUUCCAGCCUUCUUCAGGGGCCGAUUCACGCCCGCGUGCAACCGGCACGAUGUCUGUUAUGGAUGUGGUGCCAUGUACAGCCAGACGAGACACCAUUGUGACGUAGGCUUCCUAAACGACAUGAAAGCCCAGUGUCGCCAGCAUUACCUUCUCCCACAAGACUCAGGCUCGACUCGCACCCACAAGACCUUAGUUCUGAGAAUCUUAAACCAGUAUUAUCCCCAAUUCCAAGAAAUCUAUGGCCGUGAUACUUCUUACGUCCUCCGUCGAAUUCCUUUUCUGAGUCGAAGUCGUUGUCUGCGUACUGUGGGAAGGGUUAUAGUCCUGAAGCACUGGAUCAUCAAACUGAACGAGCUGCUGAGGCGGGAAUCUGAGGGUUUGCCUGCUGCUGCUGCUGACGACGCGGACGAAGACGGAAGUGCCGAAAACUAUGACCGGAUAAGUCUGCUCAGCUUGGCCCGGGCAGCGCUGUCGGCCUUCCGUCAGGUGACAUCCGGUGUCACAGAUGUGGGGGUGAAUGCUUGCAAUGCCUUCUUCGGAACCUUAGGGAUCCCAGUUUUGAAGCGAGUCUUUAUCCAGUGCGAUGACGUGCAACUGUUGACGUGUCAUUUUUUUGCUUUCAGUUACUACUCCGCUGUUAGCGUCUUUGGUGAGUCUCGUUACAGCGACAGGUCGCAUGACCACUGUUCUGAGGCGUACGUUCAGGAUUGUCUGCCAGAAGUAGAUGUAUAACGAUAAGAUAAGAUAAGAUAAGAUAAGAUGAAUCUACAGUAUCCAGAUGCUGGCCCAUUGGCAAUUGGUGUUUCACCAUAAACACACACACACACACACACACACACACACACACACACACACACACACACACACACACACACACACACACACACACACACACACACACACACACACACACACACACGACCAUAGUGAAUGAAGGCACGCUGUAGUUGUAUAAGUAAGUUGAUAAAUAUUUUUUGGUGCCAUAUUACUUUUGAUUUUGAUCGAGGGGCUUGGUUUAUAUUUUUUUCGAUCCACAAAAUUACCUUUCAAAUGCCAAUGUACCAUACGUAAUAUCAAUCCGUUUAAGCAUGUCUGAAUUAACUUUCUGAAAUCAGCUUUUAAUAAAAUUUUGGCACAUGAUCUCUCUUUGUAUUGCUUGUAUUUUGGAAAUAUAAUAUAUGAAUAACA
Aplysia californica (California sea hare) is the source of this 1510-nucleotide messenger RNA. RefSeq lists its product as uncharacterized. Gene Ontology annotation, biological process: phospholipid metabolic process; arachidonate secretion. Lineage: Eukaryota; Metazoa; Mollusca; Gastropoda; Aplysiida; Aplysiidae. The record is from RefSeq and is a predicted model, not a curated record. Gene Ontology annotation, molecular function: A2-type glycerophospholipase activity.